Molecule: messenger RNA, 1515 nt
Organism: Cotesia congregata
Lineage: Eukaryota; Metazoa; Arthropoda; Insecta; Hymenoptera; Braconidae
Source: the annotation of a GenBank genome assembly
AUGUAUAGUUUGUACAGAGCUUGGUUCGGUGAAGAAAAUUACUCUCAUUUGGAGACACUUUCACCACCGGAUACUGUAAUAAGGGUGGGAAAUGAUGGAGAACAUCAAUUUGUGGCUCAUCGUGGUGUCCUGGCAGCUCACAGCGGAUAUUUAAAAGCUUUGUUGUCAACAACUUCAUCUAGUGCAUCUCGUGUUACUGGAGAUUCUCCAAAUCCUAUUACAUCAAUUUCUGUUUCCUCUGUUGGUGGUGAAGCAUUUGCUCCUCUAUUAAACUACAUGUACACCGGGCGCUUGGAAGUGACCCUAGACAACAUCUACAGCGUGUUAUUAGCGACUCAUUUAUUGCACAUGCCAGGAGCUCUAGAACAAUGUCGCGCAGCGCUUCUUCGUCUUCGCGGUCCAGCUCCACCGCCACCGUUACCACAAGCUUCAACUCCAACUAUUCUGAGACCAGUUCCCAAUAGACUAGUGGGUCCUUCUGUUUGCUGGCCCCAGUCCAGUCUCUAUUCAUCAGCUGGGUUUCCUCUUCUUCCAAGUUUACAACUUCCACCCAGGAUUCCGGUGAUUCAGAGUCCUCAAGAAACUUCAACAGCUUUCCGAGUUAACUCUCCAGAGCCUUCAUCUUCAACAUUUACACCAGAGCGAUCUCAAAAAUACCGAGAGAGGUCCAACAGCCCUAUUAACAUCGUAUCAACCUCCAAAUUAAAGGAUUCUAAAUUACGAGGCAGCAAAGUUGAAGAAAAAAAUUUAAAUAAAAAAGAACAAGAUGAUUUUACAUCCCAAAGGACAGUCACCUCUUCGCCUAGCACCAGCGAGAAGAUAUCAGUGAUAAAUAUUGAUAGUUUAACACAGCACAAAUCCGGAAGAAGCUCCAGAUCCAGCAAUGAUUUAGCUACCACCAGUUCCAGCGGUGUUGUGCUUGAUAUUGCGUGUUGCGACGGCCCGGUUAAGUUUCACCGGGUAUUGAAUGAAAAUUACACCAAGCCAGACAAUGGCUUGAGCAAUAAUCAAAUUGACAAUUCUGGUAAUAAUAAUAGUGGACUCACUCGGCAGCGAGUGAGUCAGCCAGCCAGUGCAAACUCAUCCGCAGAAUCCGAGAUAAUUGGUGAAAAUGAUGAAAAUGGAAGACCCAACAAACAACGCUCCGAGUUUGAUGAAUCCAGUGUUGAGUCUAGUGAAACCGGCGGGAAUUACACAUGUGAAUAUUGUCGUCAUACUUUUAAGUCUCAUUAUUGUUACAAGAAACACGCCAGGAGGCAUCUUUUGCCCACGGGAACUGAAGACUCCUCGGCUUCGAGUCUUCAACGACCGGAGAGUAAAAGACGCAGGGAAGUUCGGCUUCUUGAUUUAAAUGUCCAGUAUUAUCCUUGUAAAAUAUGCGGCAGUAAAUUUCCGAGCUAUUAUUUUGUUCAUAAACACAAAAAACUUUAUCACUCAGCUACUGAAAUAUUGAAUGCUGAGAAUGAGGAUAAUAAUUCGGGUAAUGAGGCUGCUGGUUGUUCUACGCAAACUUGA